Molecule: messenger RNA, 1695 nt
Organism: Pseudozyma hubeiensis SY62
Lineage: Eukaryota; Fungi; Basidiomycota; Ustilaginomycetes; Ustilaginales; Ustilaginaceae
Product: amino acid permease
Exons: 1
Coding region: 1-1695 (564 amino acids)
Biological process (GO): transmembrane transport
Cellular component (GO): membrane
Molecular function (GO): transmembrane transporter activity
Source: RefSeq, a predicted model, not a curated record
AUGUCGACACCGACCGACGGUGCGUCAUCGACGCUUCCCGCCAACCUGGCAGCUGAGAAACGCGCUCAAGCACAAACCCAGUCGCUCCACGACUACCGCGCACAUCCUCGCACGCCCCAGAAUGCUUCUUCUGCCACCAUCGCCGCCGCCGCCGCUGAGGGCGAUCAACCCAUCACCUCGCUUCCCAAGACGCACUUUUCCACGCUCGCGCUCAUCGGCCUCUGCUACUGCAUCCUCAACUCGUGGACCGCCGCCUCCGCCUCCAUGUCCAUCGCGCUCAUCUCGGGCGGACCGUCGGUGACGCUCUGGGGGAUGGUCGUGGCGUUCUGCGGUGUCAUGGCGUGUGCGCUCUCCAUGGCCGAGAUCUGUCAUGUCUACCCGACCACGGGCGGUCAGUAUCAUUGGUCGUUCCUGCUUUCGCCUGCAAAGUAUCGGUACGCGAUCGCCUAUUUCACUGGAUGGAUCUCGGUUGCGGGUUGGGUGGCGCUCACGGCAACCGCGUCCUCCCUGGCAGGACAGUUCAUCGUCGGGAUCAUCGCCCUUCUCCACGAGAACUACGAACAGAAACCCUGGCACAUCUUCCUCGUCUACGUUGCCUUCUCCAUCGGUGCUUGGCUCAUCAACGCUUUCGGCGUCAAGAUCCUCGACAAUCUGAAUCGAGUAGCCAUGAUCUGGUCCCUCGUAGGCGCCAUCGUCAUCGCCAUUACCUGUCUCUCCCGGGCAACCCCCAACUACCAAUCCGCUUCCUUCGUCUUUGGCAAGUUCGUCAACACUACCGGUUGGAACAACGGCGUCGCUUGGAUCCUCGGUCUGCUGCAAGCUGCAUUCUCGCUCGUCGGUAGCGAUGGAGCUACGCAUCUGGUGGAUGAGAUCGAUCAGCCGAGCAUCAAUGCCCCACGUGCCAUGAUCUUGGCUGUUGCCAUCGGGGCUAGUUCGACGUUCGUGGUGCUGAUGGUGUUCCUCUUUGUGCUGCAGGAUUUCACCGCUGUGACGGAGAGCCCGGCGGGUGCGCUGUUGGAGAUCAUCUACCAGGCGACGAGGAGCAAAGCGGGUGCGGUGUGUUUGCUGAUGUUCCCCGUCGUGUCGAUGGCGUUUACCGCGACGGCGUUGUUGACGACGAGCUCGAGGAUGAGCCAGGCGUUUGCGAGGGAUAAAGGUCUACCUUUCCACGGCCUCUUCGCUCGAAUCUCGAGGAAGGAAGAGGUACCCAUCCCGGCGUUGGUGUUGACCACGUGCUGGGUGAUCGUCUUCGGAUGCGUCUACCUGGGCAGCAGUUCCGCGCUGAACGCCAUCCUGUCGAGCUCCGUAGUCCUCCUCCAGUUCUCGUACAUCAUCCCCAUCGCCCUCUUACUCCUGAGAGGCAGAAAAAUCCUCGACAACGCCGUACUGGACCAGCGCAGAUUCAACCUCGGCCCCACACUCGGUCCCAUCACCAACACCGCCGCCAUAGCCUUCGUCCUCUUCACAGAUGUCUUCUUCCUCUUCCCUCCGGAAGCAGAGGUUACCGGCAGCAGCAUGAACUACACCGUCGUCGUAGUCGCUGUCGUUGCGCUGCUUAGCAUAGUAGCUUGGUUCGUGACGGGGAGGAAGGAGUUCAAAGGUCCACUGGAUAUGGAUGAGAUCCUGUUCAGGACAAGAGGGUUCAAGAGGUUCGAGGUGGAAGAGGCCAAGAACGAAGAAAAACAUGCUAUGUAG